Messenger RNA from Helianthus annuus (common sunflower), 2035 nucleotides. Its product is annotated as indole-3-pyruvate monooxygenase YUCCA6. The transcript has 4 exons. The coding region runs from base 417 to 1745 and encodes 442 amino acids. Gene Ontology annotation, biological process: auxin biosynthetic process. The record is from RefSeq and is a predicted model, not a curated record. Gene Ontology annotation, molecular function: flavin adenine dinucleotide binding; NADP binding; N,N-dimethylaniline monooxygenase activity. NCBI's taxonomy places the organism in Eukaryota, Viridiplantae, Streptophyta, Magnoliopsida, Asterales, Asteraceae.
CUCCACCACUUGGCCUUGAUCUCCUCUCUCACAUACUCACCGAAUUCAAUUCAUCUCACUCUCUAUCUUUCCUGCAAAAAGAAUGUAUCACCAUCUAUAAUCAUUAUUAUUCAAAGCUAAUGUUAAUGGUGAUCCAUCAAACGAUCUCCACUCCUAUUAUCACUCACUUCAAAUUAUACUCAUCUUAUUAUACACCCUAAUCUCUUAUCCAAACACAAUAAUAUUAUUCUCCUAUCUCCCAAAGAUUCAGGAACCCAACCCUAAUCACUUCUAUUCAAACAACACGUUCCUUUUGACUGAACCCUUUUCUUCGAAUCUAGCACAAUACCCACCACUCAUAUUAAUCCAUAAUCCAUUAUAUAUACACAUAUUAUAUCCAGAUACAUAUAUAUUCCAUUCUGAUCAGAUAAACAAGCAUGACUUGUUUGAGGGAAUUACAAGGAAAAAUGGCUAAUGAUCCUCACUUUAACAAUUAUGGCUCUAGACCUUGUGUAUGGGUUCCGGGACCGGUGAUCGUUGGUGCGGGACCAUCUGGGCUUGCAGCGGCUGCUUGUUUGAAGGAUAAAGGGGUUCCAAGUAUCGUGUUGGAGCGUUCGAAUUGUAUCGCUUCGCUAUGGCAAUUCAAGACGUAUGAUCGGCUCCGGUUGCAUCUUCCAAAGAAAUUUUGUGAACUACCCAUGAUGCCCUUCCCUGAGGAUUAUCCUAUGUACCCAUCAAAGCAGCAGUUUUUGGAGUACUUGGAGAGUUAUGCUAAGAGGUUUGGGAUAGAGCCGGUUUUCGAGCAAGCGGUGGAGAGUGCGGAGUAUGAUGAGAAAGUAGGGUUUUGGAGAGUGGUGAGUGUAGGGUUGAAAGGGGAGGAGAUGGAGUAUGUUUGCCGGUGGUUGGUGGUGGCUACCGGAGAGAAUGCGGAGGCGGUGGUGCCGGAGAUUGAAGGGAUGGAGGAGUUUGGUGGGGAGGUGCAACACACGGCUGAGUAUAAGAGUGGAAGUGGUUUUAGAGGGAAGAAAGUGUUGGUUGUUGGUUGUGGGAAUUCAGGAAUGGAAGUGUCUUUGGAUCUUUGCAAUCAUAAUGCUCAUCCUUCUCUUGUUGUUAGAGAUUCUGUUCAUGUUCUACCACGAGAGAUGUUGGGAAGAUCGACUUUUGGGUUGUCCAUGUGGUUGCUCAAGUGGCUACCUAUAAGACUCGUCGAUCGCUUUCUAUUGAUCAUGUCAUGGCUUAUUUUUGGAAACACGUCCGGCUUUGGGCUAAACCGCCCCAAUGUAGGACCCCUCGAGCUAAAAAGCAAGACAGGAAAAACACCGGUGUUGGAUGUGGGAACCCUAGCCAAGAUCAAAAGUGGAGACAUCAAGAUACAUCCGAGCAUUCAAAGUGUUGGAAGCCAUAGUGUACAAUUUGUGAAUGGAAGAGUAGAGGCUUUUGAUGCAAUCAUUUUAGCAACAGGGUACAAAAGCAAUACUCCAUCUUGGCUAAAGGAGAAGUGGAUGUUCUCGGAAAAAGAUGGGAUGCCUCGAAAACCAUUUCCUCAAAGUUGGAAAGGUGAAUGUGGUCUAUACGCGGUAGGGUUCACCAAACGGGGCUUGUUUGGUUCAUCCAUGGAUGCAAAACGCGUAUCAGAAGACAUAGAAAGGUUUUGGAAAGCCGAAGCCAAAAAUCUCUCCAAGACCAUUGGGCGAUCGUUCACACUCCAACCCACGUUUUUUCCCGUGUUUCCUUGCUAUGACUUAGAGAACACAAGUUUCGUCUAACUACAAAAGAUUAUGACAAUGAAAUCAACCAAGAAGUUGUUCAUCCAAUUGUAUAUAAUUAAGGAAGAAUUGUGGUGGAACUACUUCUAGGUUUUUUAUAUUUCUUCAUUUAUGGAGGGGACCUCUAUCAUGAUCUAGGAUAGUGUAUCUAUACAUCUUGUACAUUGCCAUAUUAAUUUCUUUGACAUAGAGAGGGAUAGGGGUGAAAAUCUUAGGGUUUAAUAUUUCUAUAAAAAAAUUUUGUGUACUUGGUUUAGAGCUUGAUUAAACUUUAGAAAGUAUUCAACUUC